Helobdella robusta is the source of this 1738-nucleotide messenger RNA. RefSeq lists its product as hypothetical. The transcript is spliced from 14 exons. Bases 74 to 1738 code for a protein of 554 amino acids. Lineage: Eukaryota; Metazoa; Annelida; Clitellata; Rhynchobdellida; Glossiphoniidae. The record is from RefSeq and is a predicted model, not a curated record. Gene Ontology annotation, molecular function: protein binding. Gene Ontology annotation, biological process: signal transduction.
UGGAGAAGAUUAUGAAUAGCUAUCUUUUCAUUUUGUUUGCAUUUGUCUGUUUAGUUUAAAAUAACUCUGUAUUAUGACUUGGGGGACAGAAUUGUGGGAUCAAUUUGAUAGCCUGGCAUUCCACACAUCCAAGGGAAUUGAAUUUUGUGAUAGAUUUGCUCAGUUCAUUAAGGAGAGGUGUGUGGUGGAGAAUGAAUAUGCAGCUAAACUCAAAAAACUUGUUAAGAACUUUCAGCCUAAAAAGAAAGAAGAUGACGCAGAGUGGACCAGUUUGAAGGGGUUCUGUUGUAUGAUAACAGAGGUGCACGACAUUGCAGGCCAGCACGAAAUGAUCGCAGACAACCUCAUCAACAUCACCAUCAAAGAUUUACAAGCCCUGGUGCAACAAAUUAAACAAGAGAGGAAAAAGCACCUGAUUGCUGGCCAGAAGCAGCAAGCGUCGUUACAAAACCAACUACAACUACUUGAUAAGACGAAGAAGCAGUAUGAGAAGUCAUUUAGGGAGGCAGAGAAGGCCCAGGAGGCCCACAAGAAGGCUGAUGCCGACAAACACAUGUCCAGAGCUGAUGUGGAAAAGGCCUACAACAACAUGGUACAGAAGCAACAGGUAUCUGAAGAUUGCAAGAAUGAAUAUGCUGCGGAACUUCAGAAGACAAAUGAAUUUCAAAGGCAGCAUUUUCACCAUCACAUGCCACUGAUAUUUGAACAAAUUCAGGAGAUGGAGGAGAGAAGGGUGUUGAAAGUUCAGGAGUUGCUGAUGAGUUGUGCCACUAUUGAGAAGGAGGUCAUGCCCAUCAUCAACACCUGCAUCGUUGGAAUGGUCAAGGCUGCUGAGUCUGUUUCUUUUGCUGUGGACUCACAAUUGGUGAUUGACAAGUACAAAUCUGGUUUUGAACCUCCUGAAGACAUAUUCUUUGAAGAUCUCAGCAACCCUCAAACAUCUGUGGAGCGCAUAAACGCAUCCACACCUCAGUCCUCUGCAUCCAACUCUGCAUCACAGCAUGGCUCCUCCAAUCGCAUGGAUAUUGUCAGGAGUUCCUUCUCUGGCUCGAUGAGAAGCAAGAGGAAAACACGUCUGCUCAAUAUUUUCUCCAGUUCAAAGACUGAUGAAAUCAAAGAAGAUUACAGCCAUCUACCACCAAACCAGCAGAAAAAAAAGUUAAGUCAACGAAUCAACAGCAUCAAAAGUUCUAUUGCCAAGGAAACUGCUGAGAGAGAUGGCAUGCUGAAGAUGCAGGAUGUGUACAAGCAGAACACUGCUCUCGGUGACCCUCACACCGUUUCUAAACAACUUGAAGAAAAUGGUCAGAAAUUGGACAGGUUGAGAGUUGAGCUUCAGAAAUUUGAGAGAAUCAGCAGAAACAGUGCAUUAAGGAACAACAGUAUUUCCGGGACAUCACUGACCACGAUUACAUGCAGUAACAGCAGAAGCAAAAAAAAUGAAAGCAACAACGUCAGAGAAUCCUGCCAGUCGAGCACGUUAGAUCAGGAUAGCUUCGAUGACAUUGACGAUGAUGACGACAACUACGAUGAUAUUGACCAGAAACCACAGGGAAACUGCGUCGCUAUUUAUCCAUUUACAGCGCCGAGUGAAGGCUCCAUAUCAAUGGAAGAUGGCGAGGUGUUCCAAAUUAUGGAGUUUGAUCAGGGAGAUGGCUGGAUGAGAGUCCGCAGACUGAACAACUCUGAGGAAGGCUUCGUGCCAACCACCUACGUUCAAAUACGCGACAAGAGCUGA